Messenger RNA from Arabidopsis lyrata subsp. lyrata, 2574 nucleotides. RefSeq lists its product as uncharacterized. Bases 278 to 2356 code for a protein of 692 amino acids. Gene Ontology annotation, biological process: negative regulation of DNA-templated transcription. The transcript has 4 exons. The record is from RefSeq and is a predicted model, not a curated record. NCBI's taxonomy places the organism in Eukaryota, Viridiplantae, Streptophyta, Magnoliopsida, Brassicales, Brassicaceae.
AUAAAAGCUUAUUUAUUUCCUCAAACAAAAAAAAAAAAUCCCAAAUAAUUGAAAAAAUAAAUUAAAUAAAAUCAGUUACAGAGGAGCACAUCAUCGUGUUCUUCUUCGACUCGGCGAAUCCAAAAAAAGACGCUUGCUUCAUCGCCGGCGUCUCUGUAUCACACUCCGGCGAGUCUUUCACGUUUCUUUUCGAAGGAAUGCAAAACUAUGGUGAUUGAUUAAAUCGUGUGACAAUCGAAAAGUUGAGGACUUGCAAGGAUUCGAGAGAGAGUCUAAAAUGGAGCACCAAGAAGUUGCUGAUUCGAAAACGGAUCCUCUUUGCAUUUCUCAAUUGAAAAUAUCUUCUUCUCUCGACCCAUUGCCACAGGCGAACAUGACAGCGGAUUUAUUGAAGAGUCAUAGACAUUCACCUAUAAAAGUGCAAGGGAGUGAAGAAACUUGGGGAGUAGAAGAUGAUGAUGACCUCACUGACCCUAAUUUUGAUACCGUUGAGGGCAAUGGACAUUCAGAUCCAACUAGCUGCUUCGAUGCUGAUUUAAGUGAGUACAAAAAGAAGGCCACGGUAAUUGUGGAGGAAUACUUUGGCACCAAUGAUGUUGUCUCAGUUGCUAAUGAACUAAAGGAGCUUGGAAUGCCUGAGUACCGUUAUUAUUUUGUCAAGAAAUUAGUCUCCAUGGCUAUGGAUAGACAUGACAAAGAGAAAGAAAUGGCUGCUUUUCUGCUGUCUACGCUUUAUGCCGACGUCAUUGAUCCCCCGGAAGUUUACAGAGGUUUUAACAAACUGGUGGCUUCUGCUGAUGAUUUAUCUGUAGAUAUUCCCGAUGCAGUUGAUGUUCUUGCUGUCUUUGUGGCUCGGGCAAUUGUUGACGACAUUCUUCCACCUGCGUUUCUGAAGAAACAAAUGAAAUUGCUACCAGAUAACUCCAAAGGUGUUGAGGUUUUGAGAAAGGCCGAGAAGAGCUAUCUAGCCACUCCGCUUCAUGCUGAAGUUGUUGAGAAGAGAUGGGGAGGGACUGAUAAUUGGACUGCUGAGGAUGUGAAAGCAAGAAUAAACGACUUGUUGAAAGAGUAUGUCAUGAGUGGAGACAAAGAAGAAGCUUUUAGAUGCAUCAAAGGAUUGAAAGUUCCUUUCUUUCACCAUGAGAUUGUCAAACGAGCACUGAUUAUGGCAAUGGAAAGGCGAAAAGCUGAAGUCAGGCUGCUAGAUCUGUUAAAAGAAACGAUUGAGGUUGGUCUCAUAAACUCCACUCAAGUAACAAAAGGGUUUAGCAGAAUCAUUGAUUCAAUUGAAGAUUUGUCUCUUGACAUACCAGAUGCACGCCGUAUAUUACAGUCUUUCAUCUCUAAAGCGGCUUCUGAAGGAUGGUUAUGUGCUUCUUCUCUGAAAUCACUCUCCGCUGAUGCAGGAGAAAAGUUACUUGAAAACUCCAGCGCCAAUGUUUUUAAAGACAAGGCGAAGUCGAUCAUCCGAGAGUAUUUCCUUUCAGGUGACACUUCAGAGGUCGUACAUUGUCUAGACACCGAAUUGAAUGCAUCUUCGAGUCAGCUACGCGCAAUCUUUGUCAAAUAUCUGAUAACUCUAGCAAUGGACAGGAAGAAAAGAGAGAAGGAGAUGGCUUGUGUGCUCGUCUCUACUCUUGGUUUCCCUCCAAAAGAUGUCAGAAACGCAUUCUUGAUGCUCAUAGAAUCUGCAGACGACACGGCUUUGGACAACCCAGUGGUUGUUGAAGACCUUGCCAUGUUCUUAGCCAGAGCUGUGGUUGACGAGGUGUUAGCUCCACGGGAUUUGGAAGAAGUGUUAAACCAGACUCCCGAGGCAGGCUCAAGUGUGGGAGAGAAAGUGAUUCAAAUGGCGAAAACAUUGCUGAAAGCACGUCUUUCUGGUGAAAGGAUCUUACGUUGCUGGGGAGGAGGAGGAAUUGAGACAAACUCGCCAGGAUCCACAGUGAAGGAAGUGAAAGAGAAGAUCCAGAUUCUUCUAGAAGAGUAUGUCUCUGGUGGAGACCUCAGAGAAGCUAGUAGGUGCGUGAAGGAACUGGGAAUGCCGUUUUUUCACCACGAAGUAGUGAAGAAGUCAGUAGUGAGGAUCAUAGAGGAGAAGGAGAACGAGGAACGGUUAUGGAAGCUACUAAAAGUGUGUUUUGAUUCAGGACUAGUGACGAUAUAUCAGAUGACUAAAGGGUUUAAAAGAGUUGAUGAAUCGCUUGAAGAUCUGUCUUUGGAUGUCCCUGAUGCUGCGAAAAAGUUUUCAAGUUGCGUGGAAAGAGGCAAGCUUGAAGGGUUCUUAGACGAAUCAUUCGCUUCUGAGGAAUCACAAAGUAAGAAACAGAACGGCUCGUCUUCUUCGUCUGGAUGAUAACAUUUGAGCACCAAACCUCAAACCUCGAGACGUUGGUUUCACGCAAAAUCACCUUUUGAAAUUCUUUUUUUUUUUUAUAAACAAACUAAAAAAGUUUUGGUGACGUUUCUUACAGAACAAACUAUCUUAUCUUAGUGACGUUUUGUUAUAGCACAUUACUUUAUGACUUGUUUCUUUUUUUGUUCCUUUGUCAAUGAUCACAUUUGUUUUGCUAA